AGUCCCCAAACAAAAACGGCGUGCAAAUGUUUUUCUAAAAAUAACAAUAUUCAUUUUAUUCCAUAAAAGAAUUGCAUUUAUUAGUAUUAAUACCAUGGAUCCCAUCGGGUUGGAUACCUUGGCCUAUCGUCCAGAGGACUGGUUCGUGAUCGAGUGCGGCGAUGUGUUCGAUGGAGUUUUCGAGGACAUGAUUCAAAUGUUUCAGCCGUCCGAGCCACUGGACGAGAGAUUACCGGAAGCCGACAGUGCGACAUACUAUUCGGCCGAUAUUCUAAAAUGUUGCGACAAGGAGCCUUCCAUAAUGCCUGAACCUUUCCUGUUCUCCGACAUGGAGUACCUGACUGAGGUUUCACCGGUGACGGAGAAGGUUAUCCCUCCUACGAAGAAUGUCCCCGUAGCUGUUAACCCGAGCGAAUUUAGCUGGUCCCGUAAGGAGGCAUCCACUGAACAAAAGACUGAAGCUGCUGAGUUAGACCGUUUUUCAACGCAAGUAAACGUGCCGGAAUCUUCCACCGCUUGCAAUCGAUACAUAAGUUCCACCAACUACAAGACAAUACUGCAUAACUACAUUCAGAAAGGCAAGCGAAAACUGGAAGCAAGCUCGUACUCCAAAAUGAAAGCGACCGUCGUAAGCGUGAAAUCCAGCGCCAACUCCACCUCUCUGAUUGAAACCGUGACCUGUGCUUCCUUCGGCAGCGACCCUCCUCCGCACUCCACUGCCAUCGUUGGGCCUAACGGAUCCACCAUCCGGCAACAACCACCGGAGGACAUUCGAUUGCUAUCGGAAACUACUGCCGCCAUCGCACCACCCGCCGCCUAUCGCUGCCCGGUCUGCAACUCGGGCUUCCUGUCGGUGGAACGGCUCCGGAAACACACCUGCAUCAUUACGGAACAGUAUCAGUGUCAGCUCUGUCGGCGGGAGUUCCGGAAACGAAAGACUCUUGAACAGCACAUCCGAUCCCACGACAAGGUGUUCUCCACCGAUGAUGAUCUACGAAAGUGGUAAGCUGGGGCUGUUGUUCUGUUUGCGGGUUCUCUGAAUUUAGUGUUUUAAUAAUGAUGGUACCAUGUGAGGCUGAUUAACGUAGCUCUUGUUUAAUUAUUAAUCGUUGUGAAUUGA
Messenger RNA from Aedes albopictus (Asian tiger mosquito), 1120 nucleotides. RefSeq lists its product as uncharacterized. The transcript has 2 exons. NCBI's taxonomy places the organism in Eukaryota, Metazoa, Arthropoda, Insecta, Diptera, Culicidae. Bases 95 to 1006 code for a protein of 303 amino acids. The record is from RefSeq and is a predicted model, not a curated record.